UCACAAUCUCUCGUGCACUUUUUCUGCUACUCGAAAUCAUCAAAAUUAUAUUCAAUCAAAAACAGUAAUCCCAAUUCCUUCAAUUUUGAAAUCACAGCAAUCAAUGAAUCAAGAGCAGCCUCCUCCUCCUCCUCCUCCUCAGGCGAUGGACGAAAGGGAUUGGAGUGAGCUGAUUCCGGGUCUACCGGAAGAAAUCGGGCUGGAGUGCCUGACCCGGAUGCACUACUCGGGGCACCGGAUGGCUUCCCGCGUGUGCAGACGGUGGCGGCACCUCUUCCAGAGCAAGGAUUUCUACUACCACAGGAAGCAGACGGGGUUCACCCACAAGGCGGCGUGCUUGGUGCAGGCCCUCCCGGCGCAAUCGGGGUCCAAACCGACGGGCCAGGCCCGGUACGGGAUAUCGCUAUUCGACCCGGCGACGCAGGGGUGGGACCGGGUGGAGGCGGUGCCCAAGUACCCGGAGGGGUUGCCGAUGUUCUGCCAGCUGGCGAGCACGGAGGGGAAGCUGGUCCUGAUGGGCGGGUGGGACCCGUCGAGGUGGGAGCCCGUGAGGGACGUGUUCGUCUACGAGUUCACGACUCGGAGGUGGACUCAGUGCGCCGACAUGCCCUCAACUCGGUCGUUCUUCGCGAUGGGGGCGGCGGAGGGGAAGGUGUUUGUGGCGGGGGGCCACGACGAGAGCAAGAACGCGCUGCGGUCGGCGUGGGCGUUGGAUGUGAAGGAGGGGGCGUGGUCGGAGUUGAGCGGGAUGAGCGAGGAGAGAGACGAGUGCGAGGGGGUGGUGGUGGGGUCGGAGUUCUGGGUGGUGAGCGGGUACGGGACGGAGACGCAGGGGGUGUUCAAGAGCAGCGCGGAGGUGUAUGAUAUGAGGAAGGGGGAGUGGAGGCGGGUGGAGGGGGCGUGGCCGGUCAGCCGCUGCCCGAGGUCGUGUGUGGGGACGGGGGGGAAUUCGCUCAUCUGCUGGGCGGAGGCGGAGGUGCCGGUGCCGGUGCAGGUGGGGGUGGACCUUGGGGACUGGACGCUGGUGGCAGGGGCGGCCUAUCAGGGGGCGCCGCACGGAUUCUAUGUCAGGGAGAAAGGGCAAGGGCAAAAGGGUAAAUUCACUAAGGUGAGUGUGUGCGAUGACUACUCUGGGUAUGUGCAAUCUGGGUGCUGCGUUGAAGUUUAGUAAAAUUAAUUAAUCAAAGUCAGGUGUGGUGACUUUGAUCUGCAACUGCAAGCGAUGUGAUUUUGAAUUUUGAAUGUGUAUACAAAAUCAAUACUCCUACUACUCAUCCUUUUACCUAUCACCGUCUUUUUUGGGGUUUUAGCUUAUCCCUUCUCCUAUGUUAAAAAAGGUUUGGCAGCUGCGGCAUCAUCAUUUAUUAGCAUGGCCCCAGCUCUUGACUUUUUCACCUUUAUUUUCAUGCGUGUUUAGCAUUCAAAUUCUCCUUUA
This is a messenger RNA of Salvia hispanica, 1435 nucleotides long. Its product is annotated as F-box/kelch-repeat protein At2g44130-like. Lineage: Eukaryota; Viridiplantae; Streptophyta; Magnoliopsida; Lamiales; Lamiaceae. Gene Ontology annotation, biological process: negative regulation of cytokinin-activated signaling pathway; regulation of phenylpropanoid metabolic process. The record is from RefSeq and is a predicted model, not a curated record. Gene Ontology annotation, molecular function: protein binding.